AUGCUCGCUUCAUCGCUUCUCUACGGUCUUCUGACCGCCGCAUCCUCAGUCAGCGCAUACCACCACGCAAAGUCCAUCAACUACACCGUCGUAACCGGCAUCUUCCAACAAGACGAGCCCUCCACCGACCCCUCGACCUUCAACUUCCUAACCAGCAACUUCGGUCUAAUCAACCGAACCUACCCCAGCGAUUCUUCCUGCCCAGACCGCAAGCACUCAACCCAAUGGCAGCGUCUCGCCCACUACAUCUCUACCCUAGACAAGAAGGCACCACGCAAUGAGCGCUACACCCUCUUCUUCAUGGGCCGCCACGGCGAAGGCUUCCACAACGCCGCAGAAUCCUACUUCGGCACCCCGGCCUGGAAUUGCUAUUGGUCUGAACUCGACGGCAACGGCACCGUUACCUGGGCAGAUGCACAGCUCACUAUUGACGGCAUCGAGCAAGCGAAAGUAGUGAACAAGUUCUGGAGCCACCUCAUUAAAGACGAGAAGAUUACUCCACCCGAGACUUUCUACACCAGCCCCCUGUAUCGCUGUCUCGAUACCGCGAAGAUCACUUUCGAAGGCGUUAAGCUGCCGAAAAAGAACCCCUUUGUGCCUGUGGUGAAGGAGUUCCUGCGUGAGGGUAUUAGCGCGCAUACAUGCGAUCGCCGCCACAGCAAGUCGUUCAUCAAGAAGAACUUCCCUGGCUUUAAGUUCGAAAAGGGUUUCGCAGAGAAAGACCCAUACUGGACUGAGCUCUUCGCUGAACCGCGCGCAAACCAAGAUGCUCGCUCAAAAGCUGUGCUCGAUGAUAUUCUCAGCAAUGAUGAUAGUACUUAUAUCUCCAUCUCCUCGCACUCGGGUGAGAUUGGAAGUUUGCUUCGUGUUCUUGGCCAUCGCGAGUUCCGUCUUUCGACUGGCGCUGCUAUCCCCGUUUUGGUCAAGGCAUCUACGCUCAAUGCUCCUGCGCCUGCUACUACGACGCUGCCGUAUACACCGCAGAAGACGUGCGCGGCGCCGCCUGCUAUCCGCGACUCGAGCUGCAAUGACUGCUCGUGCUGCACUUGA
Molecule: messenger RNA, 1050 nt
Organism: Alternaria incomplexa
Lineage: Eukaryota; Fungi; Ascomycota; Dothideomycetes; Pleosporales; Pleosporaceae
Exons: 2
Coding region: 1-1050 (349 amino acids)
Cellular component (GO): cytoplasm
Molecular function (GO): phosphatase activity
Source: RefSeq, a predicted model, not a curated record